Messenger RNA from Neurospora hispaniola, 1648 nucleotides. RefSeq lists its product as uncharacterized. Gene Ontology annotation, biological process: phospholipid transport; mitochondrion organization. Gene Ontology annotation, molecular function: lipid binding. Gene Ontology annotation, cellular component: endoplasmic reticulum; ERMES complex. The record is from RefSeq and is a predicted model, not a curated record. The coding region runs from base 1 to 1248 and encodes 415 amino acids. The transcript is spliced from 2 exons. NCBI's taxonomy places the organism in Eukaryota, Fungi, Ascomycota, Sordariomycetes, Sordariales, Sordariaceae.
AUGGCCGACGUUUGCCCAUCAAGGUCGGAGCCUACCCUGUCGUUCACGCAGGGUCUCAUCCUCGGCCAGCUCUCGGUGGUGCUCUUGCUCGCCGCCUUCAUCAAGUUCUUCAUCUUUGGUGAUCCUCCCUCGCCCGAAGUCGUCGCCUCCAUCCGCGCUACCGACCGAAGAUCGCGAACCUUAGCACACAAGAAAUCAAUCCUCAGCCUUCGAGAAACCAACGCGCUCCAGCUGGUGCAGAACCCAGCUCUAAAUAAGAAGCAUGUUCUGCGCCCUGGUCCUCCUACCUUGACCAUCGGGUCUAUUCUUAGCAAAACAUAUUACAAGGUCGACAGCCAUCAACCAGAAAGUCUCGACUGGUUCAACGUGCUGAUCGCCCAAACCAUCGCCCAAUUUCGCAGUGAUGCCCAACACGACGAUGCGAUUCUCUCCUCUCUGAGCAAGGCGCUCAACGGCACCGCCCGACCCGACUUCCUCGACGAGAUCAAGGUUACAGAACUUAGCCUGGGCGAAGACUUCCCCAUCUUCAGCAACUGCCGCAUCAUCCCGGUGGACGAAGAUGGCCUUAGCUUUGGAACCGGCAAGGCCUUCGACGCCAACAUGGCCACGAGAGAAGGCGCGCGUCUCCAAGCCAGAAUGGACGUUGAUCUUAGUGAUAUGAUCACCCUGGCGGUAGAGACAAAGUUGUUGCUCAACUAUCCCAAGAGACUCAGCGCCGUUCUCCCUGUGGCCCUGGCUGUUUCAGUUGUUAGGUUCAGCGGUACACUGUCCAUUUCGUUCAUUCCCAGCAACCCGUCCAACAAUGAACCCGCGAAGAUGAUCUUUACCUUUCUCGAUGACUAUCGUCUGGACUUUUCUAUCCGCAGUCUUUUAGGGAGUCGUUCAAGAUUGCAGGAUGUCCCCAAGAUUGCACAACUCGUCGAAUCACGUCUCCAUCGGUGGUUUGAUGAGCGCUGUGUGGAGCCCAGGUUCCAGGAGAUUGCUCUGCCUAACAUGUGGCCUCGCAAGAAAAAUACUCGUGGCGGCGAUGAGACCAUCUCAGAUGUGGACAGGUCUAUGAGCAAGGCCAAGGGAGUCGAUAUCGCUAAGGACGUAAGAGAGGAGGCCCGGAAAGAGAUUGAGGCUGAAGCGCAUGGGGGAGCCGAUAGAGUGCCAGACUCGCUAAGAUACAGGCAUCGCCCGAGGGCAGACGAGGAGUUUCCCGGAGCCGGGUCAAUGCCUGGUUCUAUGCCCGGUUCUAUGCCCUGAAUGAGCAUACCGUUUCCGAACGGGCUAAGGAACACGAGAUUGAACAGUGGUUCUCACUUGACUGCCCUUGGUCUGUUUUGUGAUCUUACAGUCCUCGAACGCUAUGGCAACAACCCCGAGGACACUCCGAGAGAGAAAUCCUUCGCCGUAGAUGGUGUCAUAUAUACCCCGAAUACGGCCACAAGCUGGAUUUCAAUAAUUUCCAGAAGAUGUGAAAGCGAAACCUCGAAAACGCUGUCACUGACGAAAUCCCGAUGGCAGAGGAGUUGCUGCCGCUAAAUCGCAACUGCUUAGGCGGUCACCAUUGCAGAUUGCAGAUGCUAUCCCACGUACAUAUGUAGUACUAUUGUAUCAGUGCCACAUCGUUCUAGAUGAUGUAGAGAUCAAAAGAGAAGAGCGU